This is a messenger RNA of Paraglomus brasilianum, 1449 nucleotides long. The record is from the annotation of a GenBank genome assembly. NCBI's taxonomy places the organism in Eukaryota, Fungi, Glomeromycota, Glomeromycetes, Paraglomerales, Paraglomeraceae.
AUGCUGUUCAAGUUACAGGAAGAGAAUGAACGCGUAGCGCGCGCUCAUUUUUAUAUUAAUCUCCAAUCACGUGGCGUGCCAUGUAAAGUCCUUGCACCAAUCAUUGAAAGCGCGGUGAAUUCGAACAAAAAAGUCACUCUCGAUGUCGACAAAAUUCCUGACAUGGCUCAUAAAUAUGGUGUUUCAUCGAUGCCAACUGUGAAGGCCUUUCAUAAGGGCAGAGUAGUGGAUGGAUUUAUAGGCGCACAACACGCAGAGUUCGUGGAAAGGGCUGGCUUUGCGUUGUUACCUUCCAUCGAAAAGAUGUCCUUUGCCAAGUUGGACCGGCAACAAGAGGUGAAUAACCUCGAGGGAACAGUACAGCAGUCGAAAAAGACGGUUAUAUUGAAACCCAUUACUCAAGAUACGACCAUAGACUUCAAGAGAUAUUAUACAUAUGGACUACUUAUAAAUAUAGUUCCUUUGUAUAUGUUUUAUCCCAUUCGCACUGUAAAAACAUUACAACAAGCAAAUAUCGGUACACGUAUAUCAACGUCGCCUAUCCACGUUUUACAAGAAAGAUGGCUAAGUGAAGGAGUGCGCGGUCUUUACAAAGGCAUCAUUGUGUAUGGUGCUGGCAAUAUCUGUGGUCGAUUAAUACAUUUUUCUACAUAUGACGCGCUAAGAGAGAGAAUACACAAGGGGAAAGGAAGCAGCGUUGGACUAGGAUGGCUGGAAAAUAAAGAGCAAAGCACUGUCAAUGGCGUUCUCGGUACCAUUAGUGCAGUAAUAACAAGUAGUGUUAUGGUUCCAUUCGAUGUAAUCGCACAACAAUUGCAAGUGUCUAAAGGAGUCCCUUAUGCAGCAAGAACAGGCACGCGUGUGGAUAAUUACUUCUUUAAUCAUACAUUUCCUGGAUCGCAAUUCCCAACGUUUAUUUCGGCUAGAUCUCCCAUUUCUUUGAACAAUAUAACUCAACCUACAACAGGCAAUUUUAUAACAAGACUUAAACCAAAAGACGUUCCUCUUUACCGUUUUCUUUAUAGAGGCUGGCCGGCUGCAAUAGUCAGUAGCUUGUCCUUCUUUCCUGCAUAUUUCUAUACGUACACAUUCGUGUUAGAGAAACUCUACGCCAAUUCGCAUAAUCUUAGUUUCUCUCCUACACAACAUUUCGUCUAUUCAGUUGCUGCCGGCAUAGUAGGUGGGAUAACUGGAACUGUAGUGUCGGCACCAGCAGAUGUUAUCAAGACGCGUAUUCAAAUAGCACGUGAGUCGGGACAAAGUGAAUUACGAUGGCUUAAUGUGGCAAAGAUGAUAAUUAGAACAGAGGGCAUAAGGGGUUUGUUUGUUGGUGUAGGAGCACGACUGUCUAUUAUUAUACCUUUGGGAAGUUUGAACUUCUGGGCGUUCGAGAAAGUGCGAGAAUGGAGUAUUGUCAAAAUAAAAAAUACAGACGGUAGCAGCAAGUAG